Molecule: messenger RNA, 2517 nt
Organism: Beauveria bassiana ARSEF 2860
Lineage: Eukaryota; Fungi; Ascomycota; Sordariomycetes; Hypocreales; Cordycipitaceae
Product: Zn(II)2Cys6 transcription factor
Exons: 7
Coding region: 1-2517 (838 amino acids)
Biological process (GO): regulation of DNA-templated transcription
Cellular component (GO): nucleus
Molecular function (GO): zinc ion binding; DNA-binding transcription factor activity, RNA polymerase II-specific; transcription cis-regulatory region binding
Source: RefSeq, a predicted model, not a curated record
AUGGGCAGCGCGUCGCCGCCCAAGACUGGCCUCAAACAGGCAGCUUGUCUCGUGUGUCGCAGAGGCAAGAUUAAAUGCGAAUAUCUUCCCGAUCAGGGCCGUUGUCGCCGCUGUCUUCAAAUGAACAGCGAAUGCGUCAGACCCGACUAUCAUGCCGGCCGACAGCGCGGUAUCAAAAAUAAGAGAGUUGGUAUAGACAAGGCCAUAUAUCAGGUGCAGCAGGCGGCUCGCCGCGCUGGCAAGGCCGGCCACGGUAGCAAGGCGGAUGAGACGGUGCUGGCCCGACUACGGGGAAUUUUGCACGAGGCGGAGGGAGGCGGCGGCGGCGGCGGCGGCGUCGGCGGCAGCAGCAGCGGCAUCUCGCCCAGCAACGAGUCGCGCAACACGGGCGCUGGCGACGACUCCAUGAGCGACGGCGAGGAUGAAGACGGCGAGGACGAAGACGGCGAGGAUGGCGACAUCCAUGGCCAUGACAACGAAGAUGCCGUGUCCGGAAUCGCUACGGGAGCCAGCGGUCACCAUGGUAGCAGCAUGAGCGCCAGCAACAGUGUGCGAGAUGUAGAGCCUGACCGAGGUUCGGGGUACCACAGACCGCACGGUGAGAGCCUUGCAGUCGACGAUGCAGAGAAUCCUCUGCAGCUGCUGGCCAGAGCAUCGUACUUUACGCCGUCAGCAGAGGAGCGCGGGCAAAGACUGCCGCCAAAGACGAGGCAAGACGUCGCCGCCUCCAGUGAUAACAGCGCCCUUGAACACGCCAAGCUCAACGACUUCUUUUCCAUUACGCGUUCUGAUUUGGACAUUGGCGACGACAUUGACCCCAUCUCCCUCGGUCUCGUCGAGGAAGACGAGGCCGAGAUGCUCUUCACAUACUUCCAUGAAAAGCUCGCACACACACGCUGGGGUCUCGACCCAGACCUUUACACCGUCUCCUUUACGCGUACGCGUUCCGCCUUUCUCACCACGACGCUCAUGGCCUGCGCCGCGCUCUUCGUGCCCUCGGCCGGGAGCCUCUCCAAGCGCCUCUCCAACCACGUCAAGACGCUUGCGCAACGCGUCAUCACGCGGCGCCACCGCUCCGUCGAGAUUGUGCUUGCCUUUGUCGUCAACAUUCCCUGGAUCUUCCCCGGCCAGCGCAGCACCGACGACGAGACGUGCUGGUACAUUUCCAUGGCUGCCACCAUUGCCAUUGACCUGCUCAUGCACAAGACGCUCGUCUCGAAACGCGUGCUCGACUCGGGCAUUGGCCUGACGCUGGCGCGCGGCGAGUGCCUGGACACUAACACGGCACUCGAGAUUGACGGCUACGAGGGCGUGGAGCCGUGGUCCGAACGCGGCAUGAUUCUGCUGCGGUCACGCGAGCGCUGCUGGAUCUCGCUCUAUGUCGUUGAACGAGGCAUGGGUCUUGCUCGCGGACGACCUUUUAUGGUCCCCGUAACGCGUCUGAUUAAAGACUGCGACGACUGGCACAAAUCGACCAUUGCCGCAUCUCAAGAUGGGCAUGCAGUUUCCAUGGCCGUGAUGCGUAGAGACCUGGAUGUGCUUUUUAACAAUGUCCGUUCUCUUUGCGACGGUUCACAGAAUACCAGCAGUGACGGUUCAUUAAUAGCACGGUCCAUCGAAGACGCGAUUGAGCACUUUUUCGCCCAGUGGCACUCGAAAUGGGACUUGUCCAUUGGCGUUGGACCAGAUCGACGACUUCCACCAUACGUUGAGAUUCUCGUCAGCCAUACGCGCCUGUCGACGUAUGGCGGUGUCAUCAACCACCCGACGGCGCCCAUCGAGGUGCGGCGCUUCUUCCGCACGGCCGGCCUCUCCUCAGCGCUCAACGUGAUGCGCGCCGCCAUCCAGGGCGAGUCACUGCUGCAGUCCAUGCCCAACAACACGACGAUUAUGAUUUGCUUCGCCGCAUGCUUUGCGCUUACCCUCAGCGCCUACACGACCGACAGCUCGGCGCUCGCGCCCAGCAUUCGAAAGCUCAUUGUUGAGGCGGCCGGCGUGCUCGAGCGUCUCGGUACAAUCACCAAGCACCGCAACGGGCUCUCGGUGCUUUACGGCAAGUACCUGCGGCAGAUUGUCCGCAAGGCCGUCACGACCAAAAAGGCCUCCUCGGGCGCGACGGACUAUGCAGUCGCGCACACGAUGGCGAGCAGUAACGCGCCCAUGUACGCAAUGAACCCGGCGACGACGACGUCGGCGCCCGCGAUCAUGCCACCCCUCACCAUGCAUACGCAGCAGCAGCAGCAGCAGCAGCAGCAGCAGCAGCAGCAGCAGCCGGAGCUCAUGCACCCGCACGCGCAGAUGCAGCGACACCAGAAUACACAUACACAGCAGCAGACGCAGAUGGCUGGUCAGCCCAUGCUGUGGCCGGAGACGCUGCAGUUCUCGGCCAUGUCGGGCGAUCAAAUCACGCACGUGCUGAACCAACCAGGCAACGGGUUCGAGCCGUCGUUUGGCGGGCUUUCAUGGCAGGACAUGAACAACUUUGACUGGCUACCUUUUCCGGAGUUUGGCAUGUAG